Molecule: messenger RNA, 1447 nt
Organism: Dermacentor andersoni
Lineage: Eukaryota; Metazoa; Arthropoda; Arachnida; Ixodida; Ixodidae
Product: GILT-like protein 1
Molecular function (GO): oxidoreductase activity, acting on a sulfur group of donors, disulfide as acceptor
Source: RefSeq, a predicted model, not a curated record
CGGGGCAUUAGGAGUACUCGCAUCGCCGUCGCCCAAAAUUUGGCAAUGGGGGGCGUGUGUUUGCUGUGCAGCCUGCUGCUGAGCUUGCUCGCCUGCAGCCCGUGUCUUGGCCAGGCCCAGUCGGAACCAGUCACGGCCCUCUUACCGUCCGCUGUAAAGAAGGUGAACCUGACCGUCCUGUAUGAACCAUACUCCAAGGAAAGCUCGUGGUUCAUCAACAAGCAGCUCGUGCCCAUGUACAGGCUUCUGCGCAAACACCUCGUCGUCGAUAUGGUGCCGUUCGGUGGCACGCACAUCAAGGAACCGCAGGGCGCCAACACGACCGUGUCCUUCACCUGCCGCCACGGGCAGGCCGAGUGCCAGGCGAGCAUGAUUCACGCGUGCGCCAUCGCCCUGUACCCGGACCCGGACAAGCACUUGCCGUUCAUAUCGUGCACGCUGAUGUCGUGGAAGCCCGAGAAGAACGCGCAAAAGUGCAGCAACGAGCACAAAUUAGACAGCAGCAAGAUCGUCGGCUGCGCCUCGUCGGAGCAGGGCAGGAUUCUCCUGCAGAAGAUGGGCCGACGCACAAUGUCCGUGCGACCGCCCAUCAAUCGCGUGCCCAGCGUGGUCAUCGACGGCGGCUUCAACAAGCGCUACCAGAAGGAGCUGCAGGAGGUCAUCAAGGCGACCGUCUGCAAGCACUUCAAGCCACCUGUACCGGAGCCUUGCCUAGUCAAGAAACGUAGAGGGUGGUUCUGGUUUUGAGCGCUUCUUGCUCCCCCUCCCACCCACCCCUCUCCCACCACCUCAACCCAAUCAACCACCAGGUUCUGCUCUCCCCUAAUGUUCUGCUUGACGUUUUAAAUUCCGAUACUGCCUGAGAACGGCGGCCCCAUUGUGAGAGACCAUACGCCCCUCCUUUCAACGUUGCCUUUAUCGCUCAAACCAAAUUAACAUAUGCAAACGGGACUCUAGAAACUGACUGAUUGUGUUUGGAAGAAAAUAUUCGACCCGUUAACCGCCUUUGAGGGUCAACAUCGAGACCAGUGAACCGGCUAAAAUAUUUGGGUGCCCUGUCGAAAAGAGACCGUCUCGUGGUAAUGUUGAAAGCGAAGUGAAAGAAAUUCAGCGACGUGGAGGUGUUUUAAGCGGUGCGAGCACCUAAAAUGCAGCGCCUACCCCGUUAGUACAAGUGUGACCAGUUUAAAUGCGAAGUGUACACGCUAUGGUGUACUUCAUCUGUUUGUGCGUUGAGAUGUGGCUGUGUGUUGAUGCUUUGAUGGUGAUUGUUUUCGGCCUUGUUUGUGUUAGCCUAUAUGCGUAUCAGGAGUAGUUCUCGUCCUCAUCCGAUCGGUUAUAUUGAUUUCGUAGCGAAUCUCUCUAUUCGUUCUCAGGUACUUCUCGAUAAGGCUUUUUAUCUUCCUGAAUUUGCUCAAAACUAUCUUAUACGACUUCUACCAUUUAG